ACGUAUUUUUUGCAGCAGCGCGAGUUGUACUGCUUUCAAGCAGAAAAGAAAGGAGAUUUUGUUGUUUAGCUGUUGUCGCAAUGUAGGUCGUAGAGUGUCUAGAGCUUUUGCAGUUGAGUGGCUUCGUUUGUGCAGUUGUCAAGUAGCGAGAAAGUCAGUAGCCUGAGGGCGAACAGUAACGUAGCUAGUUGUAGUGUCGCCUCUUCCAAGAAAGUGUAGGCUGUAGUCAGGUAGCGAGAGAGAGUCGGUAGUCAGAGAGAGUGGCCAGAACUGACGGCCAGCGCUAGCUCCUCCAGCCAUGGCCUCCCCCCGCCCCUCGUCUCCCGACUUCCACGACAAGAAAUAUAUGAUGUUCACCAGAAACAAUGUCCAGAGAGCUGUCAGGAACGUGAGGAGAACUUAUAGUCUGGGGCGCUAUUUGGCUGUCCCUCGGAGGAGACUGGGAGAAAUUCAGAAUCAGUUCAGAGGAGAUGAGGGACGACAGGUGGAUGAAUAUGUCACCUACUUCAUGGACCACGACCCACUAGCCUCCUGGAGACGAGUUAUUGUUGUUCUUGAUAGGAUGAAAUUGUAUGGAGAGAAAGAGGGUGCAGAUAAGAUACGACAUAUGGCGGAGUCUGUCACAGACCCCACACUCACUAUCAACAACCUCCGUCACGUCACCUCUUCAGUCCAGGACUGGUAUGAUCUGGGAAACUAUGACUAUGGUCUUGGUGUUCCUCCUCCUGUGCUGGAUGAGAUAAAGGAGGAACCUGUCCUGACAGAGGAGGAGAAGAAAACAAAGGUCCUACUCUACUUCCUCCACAAUGCCCCAAUGGUCUCCUGGGAGAAAGUUGCAGGAGCACUGUACUGGAGGAAGGAGGAGAGGGCAUUACAGGCAGUGAAGCAGUUCCUGCCAGUCUCAGCAGAGGCCAGUCUCACUCCAGAGAACCUCUCCACAGUUCUAGACAUCAUGAGUGGCGGUCUGUGGAGGUCGUUUGGUGGAUUUGCCAACAUACCAGACUCUGAGUUGGACAGGAUCAAGGAACAGUGUACCAGUGACAGAGAGUGCAAACAGGCCCUGAUUCUCUCUUUCAUCUCAUCACAUCCAGCACCAUCCUGGACUCUGGUGGCACGGGCUCUCUACAUGACUGAGCGGAGCGAGAGUGAGGGCAGUAGUCUCCGAGCAUUGGAUCACCUGCAGCAGUUGUUCCCCACUGGAAGAUUCCGCUCCAAGCAGAUCUACGAGCAGGAGAUGAAAAGAGGCCACAUUGAGGUAGACCUGGACAAAUUGCUGCUCUUUGGCACAGCUGGCAGUGGCAAGACGUGCUCCCUCGCUGCACUGCUUGGAGUGGACCCUCCCACCAUCCGACGCAGCACUCCACUGAUGAAAAGACCCAUCGAGGUCGUGUUCGUGGAAGUCGACGGCAAAAAACAGUGGAAGAAGCGAACAUUAGACCAACUGCCAGACGCAAUCGCUGAAGUAAUCAAGUCGCGAAUGCCACGGCAACAGUCAGUGGCACAGAGCAGUGGUGGCCCAGCCUCCCCCCGACCAGCAGCCUCCCCACACCGCAGCCAGCCAGUCAGCUCAGCCAACUCCAGAGAAGAGGAAUGGCUCCACAUCUGA
Geodia barretti is the source of this 1606-nucleotide messenger RNA. The record is from the annotation of a GenBank genome assembly. Lineage: Eukaryota; Metazoa; Porifera; Demospongiae; Tetractinellida; Geodiidae.